Lindgomyces ingoldianus is the source of this 506-nucleotide messenger RNA. RefSeq lists its product as uncharacterized. The transcript has a single exon. The annotation marks the transcript as partial. The record is from RefSeq and is a predicted model, not a curated record. Lineage: Eukaryota; Fungi; Ascomycota; Dothideomycetes; Pleosporales; Lindgomycetaceae.
CUGAUUGUGACGCCGUUCUGAACUGUUCCUCCCCUAGUUUCUUUCGAAGACAUCUAAGGUACGUUCCCACUCUGUCCCGCCCCCCUAAGUUAAGAAUUACGCCCCUAUCGAAUACUUCCGCUCACGCUCACACAUAUUAACAGGACUAACAUCAGCAGCCUCGUAUCCCAUCUCAUCUCCUAUCUAAACCACCUCCAUCAUCCACCAUACUAUGGGAGCAAGCUAUUCGUACCCCCCACCCCCGCUCGUCGAAGUCACAGGCCCGCGCUCCAAAAUCUUCGUUCCGGCCGGGAGCAGUUUUUCCUUCCAUCCACCAGCCGAUAUUCGCAUUCCUCCGUUUCCACCCCUGCCAUUACAUAAACAUCUGUAUCAAUAUAAUCAUCGAGGAGGCCGGAAUAGAUAUAGUGGUGGAACAGGAGGACCUGGUGGUGGUAGAGAGAGAGGUAGAAGAGGAGGUAGAGCGCGCUAUAAUCCCUCCGAAUAUUCAGACGCGGUAUCGAGUUUAA